AUGGAGGCCGAGGGCCCCGAGACUGACAGUCGCGAGUCGCUUAACAGACGCGCGUGUGAUCAAUGUCGUUUAAGAAAAAUACGCUGCGACAAGCGCUCUCCCUGCUCCAACUGUCGCAGCUCAAACAUUGUCUGUCGCUCCACUGGUGCGGGUCGAAAACCUCACGAGCAGCGUCAGCGGGUGCUCAUCUCCAGUCAAUAUGAACGCAAGAUCGAUCUGAUCGAGAAGCGUCUGGGAAACAUCGAGCAAAUCCUCCACGAGCUCAAAGCCGGCGCAAGCACAACGACCACGGAGCCGUGUUUCCAACCGACGCCGACAUCGAACCAGAUGAGUCCGUCUGCAGCGGGCCCGGUCUCCAACGCCACGACCACGCUCAGACAGCAUGAGAUGGUCCCUGCCUUCGAGGGCAAUUCAUCUUUGUCAGCCCAUUCGGCCUAUGCAAGCGAGUUCCUCGAGUCGGCUGUCUCUCGUAGCGCCCUCCAGAUGUCGACCCCGAAGAUUGGAGCGGCUCUCGCGACCCUCAAGAAGAUGGUUAAUAUGCAGGAUAACCAGGUCCCGUCGUCGCUCCGCGAAGCUCGCUUCCCCAGUCAGAAAGUCGGGUCGAGUCCUGAGUUGCGCGAGCUCGCUAUGCCGCCUAGCCAGGUGGUAUUGUCCAUACUACGCCGGCUCAAAGAACACCCGUCGUCCACCAUAAAUGGACUAUGCCCAUUUGUUUCCUCGGAACGCCUAGUUGAAGCGUGUCGCGAAGUCUACUUUGCCACUGAGGAUUACUCCCAGUCUACUUUCAUCGUGGUGAACGGAUGUCUGUACUAUCUGUUUGAGGAGUUUACCUACUAUGGCGGGGAGCCCGAGAUGAUGGAUGCCUACAGUAAAUACUCCCAGAUCUGUCGCACGAAUCUGGAGAUUGCGCUGGCGCGCAUGAGUCUUCUGAUGCCUGUGCGGGAUGAGUCGAUUGAGGCGCUUGCCUUGGGAGCUAUAUACGCCAUCGAAAUUUCGAAACCGUCUUUUGCCUUCACCCUGAGUUCAACUGCGUCUCGUCUGUGCCAGGCUCUGGGUUACCACCGCUCGUCAUCUAUGGAGCACGAUACCAAGAGCAUCAAAGAAAAGAAGAUUCGUCUCUUCUGGUCGGUGUAUUGUCUCGAUAAGCCCUUGGCAUUACGUCUGGGCCGGGCCUCUACCUUUCAAGAUUACGAUAUCUCCCUGCCAUGGACAAUUGAGCUGGAAGGCAUCGCGGAGCCGUGGGGGCGUGUAUACCAGUUGUGGAUUAAGUUGGCCCGGAUCCAGGGCCAGAUAUACGAGCAGCUGUAUAGUCCCGCCGCGCUGUGUCAAGCGGAGAGUGAGCGAGCGGCACACGCUCGUCACCUGGCUGCUGAAACGCAAUGGACAGUUAUGGAGCCUUUCGCGGAACUGAACGGCAAUCUCAACAAUGUUUCCGCCAUGGACCUGAUGUACCUUAAGUCCGACGAGGUUACCCGCCAAUCAAUCGUGACCUUGAUUUACCGAGCCAUCCCGCCGCCUGUGGGGUCUCAGGGCACCUUCCUUCAAGAAUGCAUCGAGACCGCACGGUCCGCUCUCGAAUGCCACCACAACUGCAUGAGCAUGUUGAAGGAGAGCACUGAACACACCAAAUGCUCAUAUCUCCACUGGGCCAUCCUCUUCUCCCCGUUCGUCCCGUUUAUAGUCCUCUUCUGCCACACCAUCGAAGUCUCGUCGCAGACGGACCUCCAUCGCCUCGAAGAGUUCGUUACCUCCCUCGAACCACACCGCGGCUCGUCCGAAGCAAUCGAUAAAAUGCACCGUUUGUGCCAGGUGCUCAGCAGCGUCGCCCGACUCUAUCUCGAAGCGAAAGCGCAGGCGCGAACGCAGGAGAGCGACGCUAUGGCGUCUGUAGGCCAAGAGUUUGACACGUACCUCAGCGCGCUGGGACUGGCUCCUGCGCCGAUGGAGGACGGCGAGACGACUGGACCAAUGCCGGAGCCUUCGGCUUCUUCCCCACCGGAUACAGUGCCGCCGUCGACGCUGGGAAACUGGUAUUCGGGGAAUCAGCAUAUGGUGGGUUUGUUGGAAGAGGACCUGUCGCUGUUUGAUCCAUCGGUUUGGUCGUAAUCUCCGAGUCAUUGUCUCAGGAUCUUGGUCACCUGGCCAGUCAACUGGUGGCUAAAAAUGUAUAUUGAGCCGAGUACCACGACCGAGGCAGAUACGGUACCUAGCGACGCAAUAUGUCUCAGUUAAUUGAACAUUACUCGUCUGCGGCGACAACACUCCA
This is a messenger RNA of Aspergillus campestris IBT 28561, 2266 nucleotides long. Its product is annotated as putative C6 transcription factor. NCBI's taxonomy places the organism in Eukaryota, Fungi, Ascomycota, Eurotiomycetes, Eurotiales, Aspergillaceae. The transcript has 7 exons. The coding region runs from base 1 to 2106 and encodes 701 amino acids. Gene Ontology annotation, molecular function: DNA binding; DNA-binding transcription factor activity, RNA polymerase II-specific; zinc ion binding. Gene Ontology annotation, biological process: DNA-templated transcription; regulation of DNA-templated transcription. The record is from RefSeq and is a predicted model, not a curated record.